AUGGCUGCCCCGUGUCGGAGUGUCAAGGGCUUGGUUGCGGUUAUAACUGGAGGAGCCUCGGGUCUAGGCCUAGCCACGGCAGAGCGACUAGUGGGGAAAGGGGCGUCUGCUGUGCUUUUGGACCUGCCUAACUCGGAUGGGGAGACCCAGGCCAAAAAAUUAGGAAAAAGCUGCGCCUUCUGCCCUGUGGAUGUGACCUCAGAGAAGGAUGUGCAAGCUGCCCUGACUCUAGCAAAAGAAAAGUUUGGCCGUGUGGAUGUUGCAGUCAACUGUGCAGGCAUUGCAGUGGCCAUGAAGACAUACAGUUUAAAGAGGAGGCAGACUCAUACCUUGGAGGACUUCCAGCGAGUUCUCAGUGUGAAUCUUAUAGGUACUUUCAAUGUGAUCCGCUUGGUGGCUGGAGAGAUGGGCAAGAAUGAACCAGACCAGGAAGGCCAACGGGGAGUCAUCAUCAACACUGCCAGUGUGGCUGCCUUUGAGGGCCAGGUUGGCCAAGCUGCAUACUCUGCUUCUAAGGGAGGCAUAGUAGGCAUGACACUGCCCAUUGCUCGGGAUCUGGCACCCAUAGGUAUCCGGGUGAUGACCAUUGCUCCAGGCCUAUUCUGUACCCCACUACUGGCCAGCCUCCCAGACAAGGUGAGAAACUUCUUGGCAAGCCAGGUACCCUUCCCCAGCCGACUGGGGGACCCUGCUGAGUAUGCUCAUCUGGUACAGACCAUAAUCGAGAACCCAUUCCUCAAUGGGGAGGUCAUCCGGCUUGAUGGUGCUAUCCGCAUGCAGCCCUGA
Messenger RNA from Elephantulus edwardii (Cape elephant shrew), 786 nucleotides. It is a transcript of the gene HSD17B10, whose product is annotated as hydroxysteroid (17-beta) dehydrogenase 10. The record is from RefSeq and is a predicted model, not a curated record. NCBI's taxonomy places the organism in Eukaryota, Metazoa, Chordata, Mammalia, Macroscelidea, Macroscelididae. Bases 1 to 786 code for a protein of 261 amino acids. Gene Ontology annotation, cellular component: mitochondrion. Gene Ontology annotation, biological process: estrogen metabolic process; fatty acid metabolic process; androgen metabolic process. Gene Ontology annotation, molecular function: estradiol 17-beta-dehydrogenase [NAD(P)+] activity. The transcript has 6 exons.